Molecule: messenger RNA, 2588 nt
Organism: Phlebotomus argentipes
Lineage: Eukaryota; Metazoa; Arthropoda; Insecta; Diptera; Psychodidae
Gene: Cog3
Product: conserved oligomeric Golgi complex subunit 3
Exons: 5
Coding region: 25-2568 (847 amino acids)
Biological process (GO): intracellular protein transport; Golgi organization; intra-Golgi vesicle-mediated transport
Cellular component (GO): membrane; COG complex; cis-Golgi network
Source: RefSeq, a predicted model, not a curated record
UGUAGUUUUAGUACAGAAGCAGGGAUGGAUGACGUUGCCUCGGUGAAAAUAGAAAAUGCCAAUUUACGGAAAAUUCAGAAGAAAUUGCUACAGUGGGACGUGUCGGAAAAUCCCUUGGCACCUCUGACGUCCCUUCAGAAGGAUGUCAUCUACAACCUCUCGAUGGCGCCUGAGGAAGAAGCUGGACAUAGUGAGGAGAAGAGGAAGGUCGAGGACGUCUCUGAGACUUUCUUGAGUGAUUCCCUGAGAGAUCUAGAGAACGGAGGCGAGUCUGUGGACACAUUCCGGAAGUUUCUCUCCUGGUGCGAUCGUGUGAAUGACGAGAUCCUCGAUGAGGAGGAUAUACAUCAUCAGGAGUUUCUGCGGCACUUGCAAGAUAGGCAAAAGGACUGUGAUUGUCUGCUGGAGCAAAUUGAGAACACGCUGCAGAGCUUGAAGCAACUCGAUGGGGAGUUUCAGUUCGUCUCGACGAACACGAGUUCCUUGCACACAGCCAGUGAGAAGCUGAUUGAGGAUCAAGAGAGACUCAGUGGUCUGGAUCAGGAGAUUCGCCAGAGACUGCAGUAUUUCACCCAACUGGAGACAGUGUUGCAGAAGCUGCAGAAUCCCACGCUCUCUGUCAUGGGAGACAACUUUGCGGAGAUUCUCAAUCGACUGGACGAGAGCUUUGAGUAUCUCGAGAGUCACCAGAAUUUCCGCGAUUACAGCCUGUACAUGGGGAAGUGCAAGCAAUGUCUGACCAGAGUAGUUCAAAUGAUGCGCAGCCACGUGAUUAAUGUUCUCAGUACGGCCACUGAGCAGGUUUUGGCGCCCAGGAAGGUUCCGGAGGGCGCAAAACCACGAGAACACACUUCGGACACUGCAUUUGCACUCUUCUACGGCAAAUUCCAGGCAUCGGCGCCCAAAGUGAAGCGAGUGACUGGUCUGAUUGAGCAGAGACGCUCGCACUGUGCGGAAUACGAAACCCUCCUGCAGGAUUUGCAUGAGUUCUACUUGUCCCAGAGGCGAGUUGUGAUGUAUCCGGGCGUAGGGGCGGCUCUGCAGGAUCUCACGGCGACCCACAAGGGUGAUCACUGUGCGCUGGUGCGCGCUGCCUGUGCAUUCCUGGUCCAUGUGUGUCAGGACGAACACAGACUCUUCCUUCACUUCUUCCCGAAUCAUUCACGAGAGAUGAACGGCUUCCUGGAUGCGCUCUCGCUGCAGCUGUAUGACAAUCUGAGGCCGUUCAUUGGCCAAAUUGCUCAUCUGGAGACUCUGGCGGAGCUCUGUAGCAUCCUGAGGACGGAGAUGCUGGACGAGCACGUCCAUCACAGUCCUGAAUCCUUGGCUCCUUUCGGGCGUGUCAUUAAUCAGCUCCUCCAUGACGUCCAGGACAGAUUAAUUGUUCGUGCAAAGCACUACAUUCAGUCCGACAUCCUGAAUUACAAGCCCUCGGCGGGAGAUUUAGCUUAUCCGGACAAGCUGGAGAUGAUGGAAAGCAUCGCACUGUCGCUCCAGGAAGUGCCUCCGUUCCUCCAGCGUGCAGAUUCACGCGCCUCGAUGUUCUCAAUGACAUCCCAAGAGGUGGACUCGAUCAACUCAGCUGCAGAGAGUCAGAUGAGAUCCCGAACGGGAAAUUCUCCGGCGGAUUUGCACGGGAUGUGGUAUCCAACAGUGCGCAGGACAUUGGUUUGCCUCUCCCGACUGUACAGAUGCGUGGACAGGCCGGUGUUUCAAAAUCUCUCCCAGGAAGCGCUGACUUACUGCAUUCAGUCCGUUUCUGCGGCUGCGGCGCUCAUUCAGCAGCGUAAGACAAAUUUGGAUGGAGAACUAUUUGAGAUAAAGCACCUGCUGAUUCUCAGAGAGCAAAUUGCACCUUUUCGUGUGGAUUUCAUUGUGAAGAAAACCAGUCUGGACUUCAGCAAGAUGAAGACAGCGGCUUAUGGGCUGAUCCAGAAGCGAGGGCAGUUAUUUGCACUGGGCAGCAAUAAUGCCUUGCUUGAAUUUUUGCUGGAGGGAACACCUCAGGUGAAGGAGCAGCUCUUGGACUCCCGAAAAGACGUGGACAGGCAAUUGAAGAGUGUGUGUGAGAUCUUUAUAAAAGACGCCACAAAUCUUCUGGUGGGGAAUGUAAUCGCAUUCAUCGAACACAAUCAAGCGUCCGAUGUGAAAUUGCCUGAAAUGGUGCCUUCGCAUGUGGCUGGAAUUGUCCAGGAAGCGCAGAAGAGCAUCAAAGUGAAGCUGAGCGGACUUCAAAGGGCAAUGCAGCUUUAUCUGGCCAACAAAGACACUGAAUUCAUCCUCUUCCGACCUAUCAGGAACAACAUCAUCGGGGCUUUUGUCAGGCUUGAACAAUUGCUGACCACAAUUGGGAAGUUCUCCAAGGAAGACCUCGCAAUCGCUGCCUGUCCGUCGGCUGAGCAAAUUUCCGUCCUGCUCAGUGCUAGUGUCUUGUCUGAGGGUGGAUCUGGUGGGGCAACAGCAGCAGUAGCAGUUCCCAGUCGGAAAUCCACUCUGUCUUCGGUGGAAAAUGAGAAAAUCCAGGAGGAAAUGCAGAAAACGGAUGCAGAACAAGAGGAAUUGCAAUAAAGAAGAGACGGUUAUAUUUC